This is a messenger RNA of Coccinella septempunctata (seven-spotted ladybird), 4000 nucleotides long. Its product is annotated as golgin subfamily A member 2. The coding region runs from base 121 to 3669 and encodes 1182 amino acids. Gene Ontology annotation, cellular component: cis-Golgi network; Golgi cisterna membrane; Golgi apparatus. Lineage: Eukaryota; Metazoa; Arthropoda; Insecta; Coleoptera; Coccinellidae. The record is from RefSeq and is a predicted model, not a curated record. Gene Ontology annotation, biological process: Golgi organization. The transcript is spliced from 4 exons.
UGACAUCGUGACGUGGUGCUCAGCUGUCAUCCUUGUCAAAUGCAAACAAAUAAUGAUGAAAGGGAAAGUCAAUUAAUCCGAUAAAAAAUUUUAAAUAAGAAAUUUCAAAUAUUCAGGAUAAUGGCAGAUAACUCGAAGCGAUCAGUGGCUGAAAAAUUGGCAGCUGCCAAGAGGAAGCAUAAGGCCUACCUGAAAGAAAAGGCCCUCAAAAAUGAUGGUAAUAAACCAAAGGAACAAGAAACUGAUAAUGUCGCAAUACAGCAUCAUACUGCUUCAAAUGACUCUGAUAUAACACAUAUGGAAAACGCCUUGGAAGUUCAUCAGAAACAAUAUGUUUUAAACGAAAAUGUUGAAUCACAUGAUAAUGUUCAAACUGACAAUUCAUUUGAAGCUGAUCUACCUCUUCCCCAGUAUUCUAUGGAUAAUAAUCACCAAGCUAGUGCUUUGCCAGAUCCACUUUCAUUUUUUGAUAAUUUCAAUUACAGUAAUGUAGGUGCUACUUUUCAGAAUUUUGCACAACCUCUUACAAGUUUCUUUAAUAAUUCUAACAAGAAUGAAUUAGAUGGUAAUAUUGAAACACCAAAUCAAAUUCUUAUUGAAGAUAAUACAGUAUAUAAUGUGAAUUUAGGUAAUGAAAACAAGACACAAACUGUCCAUAAUUCAGUGCAAAUGGAUCUUAUUUCGCCACAAUCAUUUUCAUAUGACCGAUUCAAGGUGGAUGCUAUAAAUGUCCCUAGAGAAGGUGUUAAUUAUUUGGGAAACAAGGAUUUAACUGAGAAACCAGUUUUUGACGAGUUCACAAAUAGCAUUGGAUCAUCUAUAGACUCAAAGAAUCCAUUUCCUAACUCUGAAACUUCUGAGAAUUUAGAAGUACCUGAAACUGUUGAACAGAGUAAUGUGCCAGAAUUGGUUCUAAACAGUUUUCAAAGUACCCAGGAAUUGAGUAACACCAAAACUGUUCAAGAAAAUACCCCAUUCUUACAUGAAGAAACUCCUAAUUUGGAAUUAGUUGCUAAUGAUGAAUAUAGAAAUAUGAAUUGUAAUAUUAAAGUGAAAAAUGGAAGUUCAGAGGAAAACGAUUCAAAGCUUCUUUCAAGUUCUCAAAGUAUACAAAACCUCUCAAAGGAAAUGAAGGAGUAUCUUCAUGAAGAACAACAGUUUCUAAAUCAUCAAAACUUAAAAUGUGAGGAAGGAGUUGAAAAAAGAAAUCAAGAGUUACUUUGUUUGAUCGAACAGCAAAAUGUAAAAUGUUAUGAAUUGAGUCAGAAGCUUUACGAGUCAGAAAUGAAAUAUGCAAAAUUGGCCACGGACUACAGAAAUUUGGAGAUGAAAAAACAGCAGGUACAAUCUGAAAUGAAAUCUGAGGAAAAUAUUGCAAUGGUUAAUGAUCUGACAAAGUUGAGAGAAGAUUUACAGUGCCAUCUUCAAACUAUAGGUAUGCUAGUAGCUGAGAAAACGGAGCUAACCUCCUUAUUACAGGAAACCCAAUCAGCUUUGAGGAAUGAAUCAUCCCAAUGUAUUGAUUUACAAAACGAGAUUAAAGAACUGAAAAUAUAUUACUCUGAUCUAGAAAACGAAUUACAUUUGCUUAAAUCUGAAAGAAUGAAUUUGGAUAGUACACAGAAAGAACAAGGACAAAUAUAUGAAAAAAUACGAAUAGAACUCGAAGAAACAAAAAGAAAUUGUGAAGAACACACACAAGAUCUUUCAGAAUGCAGAGAAAAGCUUAAAGCCGUAACUGAAAGUAAUGGAUUUUUACAGAAGCAAAUUCAGGAAUUAAGUGGUCAGUUAUCAAUGGCAAAUAUUAAGAUACAGCAGUUAACCCUUGAAGAAUCAUCACUUUCAGAAAAUCAGAUACACAAAUGGAUGGAUGAAAAAGCUUCUUAUGAAAAACAGAUUUGCAUGUUGAAUGAUACACUGAAAGCAGUUUCUAAAGAAAGAGAAGAAUCUAGUUUGCAAUACCAACAAUAUGCAGAACAGCUAAAUGAUCAAAUUUCAAAUUUGGUACAGAGAUUAGAGCAGCAACAGAAAGAAAAUGAACAGUUGAAAAUACAAGAAGAAAACCGUGUGAGGCAUAUUGGUGAUCUGGAAAAACAAUUACAAAAUGUACAGAAUGAUAACACAUCUUAUAAUUUACAAAGAAAUAACAGUUUCUUGAAAAAGGAACUCGAAAGUUCCACAGAACUAGCUCAGAGUUUGCAAACUGAAAAGGAGCAAUUGAAUAUGAAUUUAACAAAAGCUCUCAUUGAUAAAGAAAUGUUAUCAAAAGAAUUGGAGGGUUGCAAGCAUACACUAGCUCAGUUAGAAUCAACAGUGGAGCAACUUCGAGGAAGUCAACCAGAUAAUGCUGUUCUUUUAGCAACUAUGGAAAGUGACAAGGUUGCAGCUUCUAGGGCUAUAUCCCAAAAUAAUGAGCUGAAAAAACAGAUGGAAGGCAUGCAAGAAGUCAUGUUUAAAGUGAACAAUGAUAAUGUACAACUGACUGAAAGUGUAUCUCUGGAAAGAAAAACUAACAAGGAGCUUCUGGAAAAACUACAAAAGACGGAAAUUUCAUUCCAAACCUUAGCUGAUGCCAUUGAAAUUAAAGAUAAGGAAUUGGUUUAUCUCAGAGACCAGAUAGAAAGUAUGAAUAGGCAAAUUGUUCAUCAAGAGCAGUUGUCAGAUCGCUUACGUCAUUAUGAAGCCCAGACCCACAGUUCUCCUUCUCUUCAGGUCGAAUUACAGGAAGCUAAACAAAUGAUUGCCCAUUUAACCAAUGAACUGAAUAUACUGAAAAGAAAUCAAUUGAACCAAACUAGUCAAAUGAACCAAACUGUUCCAAUUGAUCAGGUGCAUCAAAUGAAUCAAACAGUUUCAGUUGAUCAGGUCAGUCAGCUUAAUCAAACAAACAAAAUUGAACAGAUAACACAAAAUACACAAACAAACACUCACAGUGCAAGUGAAAUAAAUGUGCAACAAGACAGUUCUUCCAAUGUACAUACCAUUGAAGAACUGAGAACUCAACUUGAUAAUUUGCAAAUUAGAAAUAAAGAACUCGAAUCACUGUUACAAAAUGUGCAAUCGAAGGAGCAGAAAAUGGUUGACUCAAAUGGAAACGAAACUUUGGAUAAAGAAACUGCCAUGUUGCAUUUGGAAAAGAAGUUUUUGAGGACGAUGGAAGAGAUUGCAAGAUUAACUGAAGAAAAACAACGAUUAGAGCAUCUUGUGUUGCAACUGCAGGGGGAAACAGAAACUAUCGGCGAAUAUGUGACAUUGUAUCAACAGCAAAGAAGUAUUCUCAAACAAAGGGCUCUGGAAAAAGAUGAACAAUUGCAGCAGUUAAAUAACGAUAGAGAAACAAUCAAAGCUAAUUUAGACCGCCUCAAUAAUCUAGUGAAAAAAUUGAUUAUUCGAAAAGGAGCAAUUCCUAAGGAGUUGUUAGAUCAACAUGAACAUUUCAGUAAAGAUAGAACUGACUUAUGUACAGAACACCAAAAAAUACACCAAGAAAUCAACAGAAUUACCAGCAAUGGACUCAAUAAUUCAGAAGUUAUUGAUAAUUCUAAUACUGAAAUCGCUGAGGAGAUUAUUACUUUGCUAUCUGAAAUUAAAUCUAGUAAUUUAGUGCAACCUAAUGACGAGGGUUUACAUCAUUGUCCAUGGUGUUCAGGGAAAUUGAUCACAGUAUAAUUUUCCCCAAGAAAUAUUCAUAUUAUUUUUCAGAUGGCUUGGUAAGGCUUUAUAAUAUAUUCAAUUUCCAUUCCUUCAAGGGCGAAUAUAAGGGUGCACUAUUUUUGUUGGUUUACAUCGCGAAUAAUCUCAAUACUUUCAUUCUUUCCAAAUUACAUCAUUGCACAAGUGUCAAAAUUUUUAUAACGUUUUUUAUAGUGUUUGUUAAUUUUUGUAUUGAAUAGCAUUUCUAUCAAUUCCAAGAAUCUUUGAAAUUUUGUUGAACAAUGUUCAGCUGGUUGGUUUUGUACAUAUAUAAUAUAUAAUUUAUAUAAUAAAUAUUGUUAUUAAA